ACUGGUUUUGUUAGAUUGGAGCAGUUGAUUCUUUUCGAUAUGAUGAUUAUUUUUACUUUUGACUACUGUAAUCAUUUUAUUGACGCUGCUUUGUGUUUUCUUCUUGACAACGUUCUGGCUGUUUACCUGGUUAUAUAAAAGGAUAGAGCACUCAAGGCGUACUUUUGGAGAGAAAAAAGCUAUUGAGAGCAAGCCUAACAUCUCCGAUUCUGAGCCUGUUUAGGAAACCCUUUGAUGGUGGGAAGAGGACAAUGGAUCAUGGCAGUCAGCAGCCACAGACUCAACAAAUGCCAGGACCCUUCCCAGGUUUUGCAGGACCCCAGGGCUCGUACCCAGGGCAGCACCCAUCCCUGUUACGGCUGGAUGAGGUGCAGAGGGAGAUUGCCACCCUGGGCCCACAGGUGUGCACUUACAGCGGCCUGCAAAGCGACAGAGAGUACAAACGACUGGAGCGAGACCUGACCCGAUUACUGCUGGAGGUCGAUAAGGUGGAGACGGAGGGCCGGCCGGAGCUUCAGCAGGCUCGAAAGCGUGCGGCAGGAGAGGUCGAGGGUCUGCUUCGCUACCUGGAGGGUAAUGCUACGCAUCCGUCUCGACUGGCCAUUGAGGAGCUGACCCAGGAGGCGCAGAACUUGCUGAAUGAAGGGGUUGUGGGGCCGUUCCGGCAGGGCCAGGCUCAAGAUGCCUUUGAGAUCAGUGAGGAGUUGGUGGAGGCUGUGCAGGACGUGGCCAUGCGGAUGGCUCAGGUUAAGACGGGUGGGAGCGUACCGCUAAGGAAGGCCCGUUACAAAGCGUUGACACGGAUCUGUGCCGUACAGGAAAUACUGGAGGGUCGUGUACGCACUCAUAUGUUGGCGCUGCCGUUGUCCGAUGAGACACACGAGGCUGUGCAGCGAAUUAAUCAAGUCAUGGCGCAGGUGAGUGGUGCUCGCUGCCAGGAAGUGGCUCUGCUGAUGGGUCUCAGUGGGCGUGAUAGCUGUGCCCACCUGGCGAGAAUCCUUACAGAGCUAUUGGUUGAACUGGACGCCCUGGAUGUGUCUAGUAAUGCUGCGGUGAGGAACUACAGAAAACAAGUGGUGGAGGAGAUCAAUGGUCUGUUAAAACAUCUCGACCUAGAGGGGGAAGGAGAGGACACGCGCAGGUAUGAUCUAGCGCAGAAUGACUCGAUUCGUGAAAUUGAGGCGAUCAGGGGUCGCGUCUCAGUGCUGCGUGAGGAGGUGCUCCGGCACGGUGCUGCGGGACAGGGGACGGAACUGCAAGGUCUUCUCACGCACCUGGAUCAGGUGGACACGGGGCGAAAUCCCUGCAUCCGGGAGGCGCGGCGCAGGGCCGUGUUGGAAGUCCAGGCGCUCAUCACCUUUCUAGACCUUUGGGAAGCCCUAGGACGGCGUAACCCCGGACCGGACGAGCCUCCGCCUCAUGCGGCCGUGUGGCGUGUCUUAGCCAGCCUGUGUGACCUGCAGGCUCAGGUUUUGGGCUUUGACGGCAAGAGGGCUGACAAAAGCUACAUGGUAUUGGAGGAGCUACUGACCAAACAGCUUCUUGCACUUGAUGCUGUGGACCCUCAGGGCGACCAGGGGACCAAAAAUGCCCGUAAGCAAGCUGUUAAACACGCCCAGAAUAUCCUUAGUUACCUGGAUAUGAAGACAGAUGAGUGGGAGUACUGAGCGGGCCGAUAAAAGAGGCUGCGAAUAAGGAGUUGCAAGAAAAAGGCAAAUGCUUUUUUGCCUCUUGUGCGACAUAUGAGGACACGGUCGUGCCGAGGAUACAGGCCAUGGGCGGAAUUUUUAAUUUGUAUAUAAAAGACUUUGUGUAUCGCCGUGGGCAGUGAGACUGUUACCCGUGAUGCACUGCACCUGCUGCUUUAUUGGUCCAUUACUGGUCCCUGAAAACUGCCUUUCUUCUGGCAGAAGAAAGCGCGGUUUCUACUGCACAUGAAACGUUGGUUUUCAUGACAAUAACCCAUGAUCUUUUUAGUUGAAUCUGUGCUGUUGAUUGGUGUGGUGUGGUGCUAAACCCUAUUCUGCUGCCAAAAUCUGCUUCCUGCUUUUUCCCACAUGCCUGGGUGGAGCACAUUUCAGUCUUUACCACGGUGUGAGUACAUCAGCUCUUUAUUCCUACCCAGUUAGAGCCAUACAGGAGCGCAUUAUCCCGUUACGACCACAACAGGUUGUGCAACGGGCCAUUUCCUGUUAAUCACAUAUAAUGGAAAAGGUGGCCCAAGCUUAGUGUUCAUAGGUUUAAUCUCUUCUCUAAAUUGCACUUUUAGAGCCUGAGCUUCUCUCGCUACAGUUAUUAGCCACAUAUAAACAACUUAAAGUGACCCAAAGGGAACAAUACUUUUGCAUUUUCUUGCAUUUUCUACAUAUAUAUCCCAGUUUAUGUUACGAAAAUCAUCUUGCAACAGAUGAGAGUGAAUAAACAUUGGUUUGUGACAUCAGUUUAAAGGUGAAAUGUAAUUUUUGCACCAUUAGUGUCACCAAUUGAACUCAGUCUCAUGGUAUUUAAUAUGAAAUUAAACACUUCACCUUUAAAGACGACUCAAGGACAGCUAAAAAAAACAAUCAAUCCAGUUUCUAACCCUUACUGCAGUUCUGUUAGAUUUCAUAGGGGACUGUGGCCAAAAUUGCAAUGAAGUAUUGUCUUUAGAGACGUUUCUUAAUACUGUUGAUAAAGAGGAUAAAGAAUAGAAACUAGUUCACAGGGUUUCUUGUCUUCUCCAUUGGUUUUUUCGCUGUUAGGCAAAAAGUGCCUGUGCCAGCGACUAGGGAAUCGAGCCUAAAGUGAAAGUGUGUGUGUCUGUGAUUGUUUAAAAGAAGUGGUGCGUGCUAUUUUGGUGGUGAGACUGAUCAAAGUGGACAGGGGCGUUCUAGGACAUUUUCAUCGGAGCGGCAGGGAAAGACAGCAAGCUAUCAAACAAACUCAAAAACUGUGGCAACAUGCACAGAUCAAUGUGACCCAGAUCUGUUUUUUUUCUAUUACACAUGACCAAUCUGGGGUUUUUGGGAUGUUGGUAUGAACAAAUAUAGAUUUGGUUCACUUUCGUAUGUGGGAAUAAAUUGGAUAAACUGAGUCCCCCAUGCAAUCUUUGUUGUGAAUUCAGGGAGGGUUUUCAUCAUAUUUGCACAAUGGAUUUACCCUUGGUUUGAAUCAAACAAAUGUAUGAUUUACACUUUAUAAAGUACUACAUGUAAAGGUGCAAAAGUAUACUUGUAUAAAUGGUUGUAUUGUGGAGCUUGGUUUGAACUGUGACACUUAUUUGGCACCGCUGUGGAUUUUUCAUUGGCUGAUAUGAAGGCAGUUAUCUACAGAGCAGGGCCUGUAUUCACAAAACAUUUUAUCUUACCACUAAGAAUCCUCCUAAAUGCAAGUAAAAGUUGUUAGCUAUGAGUUUUCUCUUAAAACCUAUUCACAAAGCUGCUGAGAAAAUGAUGUCAGCUAUGGCUUGUUGCUAUGGAUGAUGUCAGCAUGCUUACUAACUAUGCACACAGUGGUUGGCUGAUAAGGGAGGGCUCUCUGUCAGAGAUUACUGUAGAACACAGUAUUAUGUUGCCAUAUUCAAAUAAAGUUUUAAAAUUAAAAAUGUUGCCACAUUCAAAUAAAAAUGUUAAAAUGCAGGCUAAUUAAACAAGUAUAUGUUGAGCUAUUUGUCAGCUUUUAGCGCAUUAGCAUAUAAACAGCCUUUUUAUUAACAGAAUAGAUUAAUCAUGGCUAAUAGUAACAUGCAAAUGUAAAAGAAAACCGAACUGGACGCAACUUGUUAAUGAAAACAAGGAUAUAAUCAAAAGAAAAUCUGGAGUUGGGAUAACCUCCAAAACCAAAAAAGGUGUGUGGGAAAACAUAUGAGUGCAAAUAAAUGCAGCGUGUUUCUAAAAUGUUUACUUUCCAAUGCAGAUUGCCGGCAAGUGAUUUGGUCAUAAUGACUCAGGUGUCCUUUUCACUACUCCUAACGUUUCACAGAUGUAGGAGCUAGUUUUAAAACGUUUGGUGAAAUACUCUUAAAGCAAAAAUUUAGGAGUCCUAAAUUUAGGAUUGACACACCCAUUGUUUUUAAGAUUUUCUCCUAAAUCGGCAAGUUAUGAGCUACCUUUAGUCUUAAGAUGUUUUGUGAAUACAGGUCCAGAAUAUAUACCAAUAUAUGAUAAUAUAAUAAGGCAACAGAGUGCAACAGUGAGGUUCUAGAUGUAAAAAUCAUGUUCAUUUUCUCCACAGAGGAAUUGAUUUGAAUAACUUGCUACUCUGAACUGUAUGGUGGUUAAUAAAUAUAUAUAUAUAUAUAUAUAUAUAUUUUUUUUUUUUUUUUUUUUUUUUUAAUGGAUUUAGUUUAUGAGUUGACCGAUAUGUGUUUUUCAGGGCUGAUACCGAUUAUCACAGAUCAAUAUAUAUAUAUAUAUAUGAAAAUUAAUGUCAAAAUUAAGAAUAACAAUGGCUCUGACAAAAAAUGCUUUAAAAUGCUUUAAAUAUUUAUUGGCAAAUCGGUUUUGAAAAUGACUGAUACCGAUAACUAUAAAAAUGCUUAAUAUCAGGUGGCCAGGCCAACAAUCAGUCAAUCCCUAAUUUCAUUACUUCAGCUUGUUUAAAAAUAGUUAUGUUCAACACUACAUUACCCAUGAUUCCGAAAAGAAAUCUCCACCAGCUAGAUAAUUGCUUCCAUGAACCACAGCAAAUCUUGUAGGCUCAGUUUAUGACUGAAAUAUACAUAUAUGAAUUAAUAUUUUUAUAUUUGAUUGUUUGUGAUUCGAUCAUGUCAUUCGCACUGAAAAUAAAGGUUCCAAAAGGGUGUUUUUGCGGUGAUGCCAUAGAACAGGGGUGGGGAACGUUGAUCCUGGAGGCCCGGUGUCCCUGCAGAGUUUAGCUCCAACCCUGGGAAAAAUGCCAACCUGUAUCCUAAAGACCUUGAUUAGCUUGUUCAGGUGUGGUUGAUUAGGGUUGGAGUUAAACUCUGCAAGGACACCAGCCCUCCAGAAUCAAUAUUUCCCACCUCUGCCAUGGAAGAACCAUUUUUGGUUCCCCAAAGAACCUUUCAGUGAACAGUUCAUUAAAGAACCAUUUAAAGAACCUUUUUUCGACUAAAGAACCUUUUCUGCAUUUGGAAGGUUCCAUGGAUGUUCAGGGUUCUUCAUAGAACCAUUAAUGCCAAUAAAGAACCUUUAUUUUUAAGUGUUCAUAGGAUUAUAGUUUUCCCCACAUUAAAACUAAGAAGUCUUGCACCUUUUUUGUCUGAUUUUCAAAUACUUUUGCUGCAAAGUUAAACUCGUAGCUGGUUGGUUUGGUUCGGUUCAUGGCUUAUAACUCAUAAAUGAAGACUUCCUUAAAAAAAACCUCUAUGGGAAAACGAAUGGAAGAAAUACUUCUGGAACCAAUGCUGCUGUAAAAGUGGCUGUGCACUGUUGCACUCCUUUAAAACAACACUGAAAUUUAACAGGCAUUUAUUUGCACACUAUUUAUUUGAUUCAAUAACAUACUUGAAAAUGGAUAUCCAUCCAAGGCUGUUUGUAAAUUUGCGAAAGUGAUGCUGUUAUCAGCUAGUGCCCGAAUAUCAGCACAAUUGCACUACAUUGAUCAAACAAUUAGUAAUGGUAAAAACUAAGAAUAUAAGUUAAAUGUUCAAACUUAAUAUAAUAAAAACGCCAUUGUAUUUUAUUAUGUAAGUUGUUGAACAUGUCAGCGCCAGUAUGCAUAACACACAGCAGUGGUAUUUUGGAACAAAUCGCUUGAGUGAAUAAUUCAGGGACUCACUCCUCAAGUUAAUUUUUGAAUGAAUCAGUGUUUUUAAUGAAUCAGCAUUGCCUGUUUAGAACAAAUUUUAUAUGGGCCACAUUUAAAAGGUCAUGUAAACAACCCCAAAACCCUGCAUUUAAAAAAUUAAUUAGGCACUUUGGCUUGCAGUGUGAAACGGUCUGUUAAAACCCCUUAGAGAUUGUUGAGAAAAGAUGUAGGAGUAGCUUGUCUGUGGCUAAAACGCAUGAGUAUCCAGUUCCACUGUUUAAAAAUUGAUCACAGAGGCCAGGUGAUGGUCGUACACCUUUGCCAGCUCUAACGAUGAGUAUAAUUUUGGGAAAUAACAUAUUGUGUCAUCUGUAUCAUGCUGUGCUAUCGAGUCUCUCUGCUCAUUUGAGCUAUCUGUGCUGUCAUUAGGCUAUAAUGGCUUGUUUUGAACUAGAACAGUGACAGACCUCUGUUUGGUGUUUAUUUCAGGCAUGUCCCAUUUGCUGUGGACACUACCCUCUGUCCUGCUCCAGAUAAGGGCACAUGCAGAUUAAUGAACUGUUAGCAGACAUGCAGCAACACCCCAGUUAUCAUCAAUGAAAUCAGGUUGUGCUUGGAAUAAACCCAGACACUCUUAUUGGAGGGCAUUCUUGUUAAAAAAUGACAAUAAAGACACAGGGUCUGGAAGUUAUAAGCGGUGCUGGAAAAGAAGGGAGCUGCAGAAAAAAAGGGAAAAAGCAAUAGGUCGUGGUCAGAACAGAUUAAUCCAGACUCUGUCAUGAGACGGCCAUUGUCUGGCAGACUCCCUGCGGUGGGCAGAGCUGGCAGUUCAGCUGAGGAGGAUCCUACAUCAGUCAAGGUGAAAUACACGCUCCAGCAGCACUUUAAAGCAACCUUGCACUAAGCGUUGGCGUUGUUUUGUGCACCUCUUCUAAACCCACAGAGAUGGCAAAGAUGUGAGCUAAUAUUAGCAAUGUCAGUUCUGCGCAACCAGAUUUUUACUGUUUGCGAGGAUUAUGCUGUUUUUCUAGCACAACAUGCAUACGCUGCAUACACACUGCAGGUAUAUUUUGCAGGUUGACUAUCCUCAUUAAAUCCAUGUGAUGUAACUAUUUGUUAAUGCAGUGCAAAUGCUAAUUAUGCAUGUAGAUUGUGCUAGAAAAGGACAGGAAUGUAUCUCAUUUGCAAAUGUUGAUACCUAUGCCCAGUGCAGAGGAUCUCUGCCUUGAGGUCGCCAGAGGUUUUGAUUAACUUGAAGAUAUGACGGGCUGUUUACACAAGAUCCUUAAACAGGGCUUUUUAAAGCUGAACUGUCAAAAUGCAAAAAAACUAUGUAAAAUAUAUUGUUAUUCUUAAAGUUGUGAUGAAAAUAGCAAAAAGUAUUUUCUUCCAUUAGGUGAUGUACAUCUAAUUGAAACAGAUUAUCGAAAAAAGAAAAAAACUAGGCUGGGGAAUUGUUUCAAUUCAUGGUUUGUUUAUUGGUUGGAGGCAGAUCUGCUAAAUUUAAAGCGGUAGGGUUUAAGCACAUUAAAUUAUAUGAAGAAGAGGUCGAUUAAAAAGAAAAUAUGUAUUCAUUUUAAGUGGCUGAGUGGGUCACUGACCAAAAAAAGUUGGAAAGCUCUCCCAAAAAUUUGGCUCAACACAACAGAUUACUAAAAUCUCCCAGAUGUUAAUGUUUGCAGUCAGUCUCCCAAUAAUAGCUAACAACAAACAGGUUAAACGGUUGCCAUUUGUGUUUCUUCACAGCCACAAAAAUGCUGUCAACUAUUACAACUUAAAUUCUGUUCACACUCAAAAUGAUCAUAUCAGAGAUUCAAUUUGACACCGUGUCUACACCGGAUGUGAUAGUUGUCCACCGCGCAACAGCCUUAGGCUGUCUACCAGGGUUGCCAGGUUUUCACAACAAAACCGGCCCAAUUGAUCCUUCACAAAGAAUCGCCCCCUUUCUUACUGUUGCUAUGUUUGACAAGCCAUGGCACUGUCAGUUCUCACACAUCAUUUUCUCACACAAUGAAAAAUACAUUACGGAGCAAAGAGUGAACUGACAACAUACCGACAGGCAAGACAGAGCAGGUUACUUUAGGUAUGAAGCAAAGUCUCAGCUUUCAAAUUUUGUCUUUUUUUUUUUUUUUUUUUUUAAGAAAUUCAAACAAUAAAUGCUGUUUUGUGGCUUUUUAAUGUGCUGUGACAGAUUGCUGCCUCAGCUCAAACAGCAUGUCAAUCAAUCAUCUCUUCCUCUUUGGGUCAUUCCAUGAAAUCAGUGCUUUUUCCACUUGGAAAAAUUAAAAAAUAAAAUAAGUUUAAUCAAUAUUUUUAAAUACCCAUGAAAUGAAGACACCUUAAAAUAGGCAUUAGCUCAAUAAUAUACCGAGUGUGACCUUUAAAAUGUUUGAAUUUUACACAGACAAUCUUUAAUACCAGGGUCAAACCUAAUCAAUGUCAUCCCUGUUACCCACACGUCAAAACCUGUUACUCUAAGAAGUAACAGGUUGACAGUAACAGGUUUGGCAAUUUAUAACAAAUUUGCGAAUUGCUAGUUCACAAAAGUAUAGAUUGUAUACAUGAAAGGAUUUUACUUGUAGAUAUUGAUUGUUAAAUGUAAGAAAUGUUUAAAUUUACAUUUGAAAAAUGGUAACAGGGUUGACAUUGCAUGAUGGCUCCCCCUCAGCCAAGCCUCAUAAAUCAUCAAAAAUAGAACAUUAUAUACCAGUGAGUAAAACAUGCUUAUGUGUUAAGUGUUGGAAUCCUGUUUGAGAGUUGAUGUAACCUCCUAGAAGUAAUGUCACUUGAAUGUACAUUACUUUACAAGGAUUUUUUAAUGAGGGUAACAGGGCUGACAUUAAAUCAGGGAACACCAACAAAAUGAUUUAUAUUUAUAGACAAAAUGCAUACUUAUGCCAAAAACAUUGCUUAGCAAUGAGACUGUAUUUAAAACAAUAUGCAAAUGUGAUUUAUAUAUAUAUAUAUAUCUCAUUUGCCUUCAUUUUGCAAAUUAAAAGUCCUGCUGAAAAAGAAAAAUCGGAGAGGGACAGGCCAAAAACCUUACCUUUAUCAGCGUAAAUGCUAUUUAAAUAAUUUAAAAUAAUAUUUGACUUAUGUUUUUAAGUUGCACAUUCAUUUGUUGUUAUAUUAAAUCUAUGUUUGAUUAUUUCUUAGGGACGCAAAAGGCACAGAUUUUGUGGAAUGACCCCUUUACUAGAUAUAAGAUGAAAUAACAAAUUUCUCUAUACACCGACGUAAGUCCACCGGCAUUAAUCUACUCUCCUGUCUGGUUUGUUUGUCGGACAAAAAUGGCAGAUUCUCUGUUAUAAUUGGUCACAUUGCCUUUCAAUCAAACUCCCUGCAAAGGUUGCUACUCAAAACUAGCCCAAUCACAUUUUGCAGGGGGUCCACCAGUAAAAAUUGCAUUUAUGGGGGUGAAAUACACAUUGUUUUUGGUGGGGUUCCCCUGGUAAAAUUCGUAUUUCAGGGGCUAAAUAUUACAUUAUUGGGGUCGCUUUAACCCGCAGACAUGAAACAAUCCGCGACAACAGUUUUAGAGUAGCUUAAUUGGCAACAUGCGACAAAGCGACCAUUGCAAAUCAUCUGAACUUUGUGUCGUACGUCACAAUGUUAUAAAUGGAACGAGGCAGCAGUUUACUGUCGGCGAUUUGUCGUGUAACGUUGCGCUGUGCCGCAUCCAGUGGAGACAGCAUUAUUGAUUAAAAUGGGUUAUAUAGAGGGGUUGCAUUUACACAGUGUUACCAAGUCCGCAGUUUCCCCACAGAAUUAGGCUACUUUAACACUGUCACCGCAAGCUGUUUUUCAUGUCCGCUGGUUGAAUCGACCCCAAUAACACGAUAUUUAGCCACUAGAAUACGAAUUUUACUAGGGGAUCCCCUCCAAAAUAAUGUAUAUUAUCUCCCGCAACACAAUUUUUACUGGGGGACCUCCUUCAAAUUUUAUUGGGAUAGUUUUGAUUUGCAAUUGAGUGGCAACCCUGCACUUAUGUCAAGUUUGGUCAGCUGCCCGGAUGCACGACCAUAUUGAGCACAACAGCAUAGAUUGCACAGUUAAUGUACUACAGAAUAUGUUUUUCUGCCAUGCCACAACAGCUUGAGGCUGUCUGCACUGGAUGUGAACAGCGACAGUUGCAAAUCAUUUGAACUUUGUGUCAUUAUGUCAUAAACAGAAUGCGGCAUUAGUUUACUGUCGCCACAUCCAGUGUAGACAGCAUCACUUAUUAUAAUGGGUGUAGACACGGUGUAACUCUGUACACCAUACCCACAUAUUUUAACCUUCUUGUGAAUACAGUAGCAAAGCUAGUUUGUUGCUAUUUAUACUUGGGGCAACCUGAAGCCACUUUAAAAACUAGUUUGACCAACAACCAGUUAGCCAAAGGUUUACCAGUCUUACUUAUCAAUUCAAAUUAGAGCAGUCUAGCUUUUUGUAACUGAUUUAAAAAAAUUAUGACCAGUCUAGAAAAAAAAUUACAUGACUAACUUUUAUGCUUAGCAGGCCCCUAAAUUGCAUCUACCACUAUUUCCACUGUGUAUAUGGCAUCUAUUUUUACAUAGCCACUGCAACAUUUAAAUGUGACUUUCAUACCCACUAAGUCCAUUAAAUAGGGCACAAUGUACUAACACACAAU
Molecule: messenger RNA, 10339 nt
Organism: Labeo rohita (rohu)
Lineage: Eukaryota; Metazoa; Chordata; Actinopteri; Cypriniformes; Cyprinidae
Gene: bag5
Product: BCL2 associated athanogene 5
Exons: 5
Coding region: 252-1667 (471 amino acids)
Biological process (GO): protein stabilization; negative regulation of protein ubiquitination; regulation of inclusion body assembly
Cellular component (GO): membrane; nucleus; cytoplasm
Molecular function (GO): adenyl-nucleotide exchange factor activity; protein-folding chaperone binding
Source: RefSeq, a predicted model, not a curated record